Messenger RNA from Pecten maximus, 1188 nucleotides. RefSeq names its product probable basic-leucine zipper transcription factor L. The record is from RefSeq and is a predicted model, not a curated record. The transcript has a single exon. Bases 1 to 1188 code for a protein of 395 amino acids. NCBI's taxonomy places the organism in Eukaryota, Metazoa, Mollusca, Bivalvia, Pectinida, Pectinidae.
AUGCAAACCAAACCAAAUCACAGCUUCAAUCAACAAAUAAACGUCAUCAUAACCUCUUCACCAAAUAAACGUAAUCAUAACCUCAUCAUCAGAUCAACGUCAUCACAAUCUCAUCAACCAACAAACCUCAUCACCGUCUCAUCAACCAACGAACGUCAUCACAGUCUCGUCAACCAACAAACGUCAUCACCGUCUCAUCAACCAACAAACGUCAUCACAGUCUCAUCAACCAACAAACGUCAUCACAGUCUCAUCAACCAACAAACGUCAUCACAGUCUCAUCAACCAACAAACGUCAUCACAGUCUCAUCAACCAACAAACAUCAUCUCAUUCCCAUCAACCAACAAACGUCAUCACCGUCUCAUCAACCAACAAACAUCAUCUCAUUCUCAUCAACCAACAAACGUCAUCACAGUCUCAUCAACCAACAAAAGUCAUCACAAUCUCAUCAACCAACAAACGUCAUCACCGUCUCAUCAACCAACAAACGUCAUCACCGUCUCAUCAACCAACAAACGUCAUCACAGUCUCAUCAACCUACAAACGUCAUCACAGUCUCAACAACCAACAAACGUCAUCACAGUCUCGUCAACCAACAAACGUCAUCACAGUCUCAUCAACCAAUAAACCUCAUCACCGUCUCAUCAACCAACAAACGUCAUCACAGUCUCGUCAACCAACAAACGUCAUCACAGUCUCAUCAACCAACAAACGUCAUCACAGUCUCAUCAACCAACAAACGUCAUCACAGUCUCAUCAACCAACAAACGUCAUCACAGUCUCAUCAACCAACAAACGUCAUCACCGUCUCAUCAACCAACAAACAUCAUCUCAUUCCCAUCAACCAACAAACGUCAUCACCGUCUCAUCAACCAACAAACAUCAUCUCAUUCUCAUCAACCAACAAACGUCAUCACAGUCUCAUCAACCAACAAACGUCAUCACAGUCUCAUCAACCAACAAACGUCAUCACAGUCUCAUCAACCAACAAACGUCAUCACAGUCUCAUCAACAAACAAACGUCAUCACAGUCUCAUCAACUAACAAACGUCAUCACAGUCUCAUCAACCAACAAACGUCACCACAGUCUCAUCAACCAACAAACGUCACCACAGUCUCAUCAACCAACAAACGUCAUCACAGUCUCAUCAACCAACAAACGUCAUCACAGUCUCAUCAACAGAUAA